AUGUCUUUUCUUACUGACUUUCAGCGCUCUGCGGUUCAGAGUGCACAGAUCCUCCUUGAAAAUGCUGGUCUGUCUCCACGAGACCUGGAUUCAUUCUCGUCAUCGUCAUCAUCGCCAUCACCACCAUCAUCAUCACCGUCACCACCACCAUCACCUUCAUCACCUCCUCCUAGUACUCUGCCUAAAUUCUGCCCCGCUUCUCUAUCUACUCGUAAUACCUGUCUAGCUGUUGCUGGCACCCGUUAUACCCCACCUCCUGCACAACCUUUUACAGUGGAAGAUCGUCUGCAAGGACGGCAUUGUGUCACGCGCAAGACUUCUGCACAUGCCAUCAUCGAGCACCCAAUUGGUGCCACAGUUGAGUACCCACAGACCAGACGCCAUGCCGACGAAUCCAUCGCCCAUAUCUUUCAUAUAAACCCUUCCAUGUUUACUUCUACCUUGCAUCUUAAGUCGAGCUUCCAGUAUUCCUUGGGUGACAGGCACGGUGGUCAAAUCAUUGGGAAAUGUCUAAUGCUCCAUGAUGCUGGAGGGCAACCAGUUUCGUGCGCAAAGCUCAGAACAUCAUGCAAGGGCCUCAAAAUUUGUUCAGGACGUCAGCAUGAUAUCUCUGCACACCAUUUCACCAAUGUUUCUGAAGUUUUAGCUCACCAUCCAUCUACCUUGCGACGACGAGGUCCUGCUGGCACUGCUGACCAAGAACUUUUCGAGAAAACUCUUGCGUUUUUUGUUGCUCUUAGUCUUCGUGGCUGCUCGCCUCAUUCUCCUACUGAUGGACAGAACAACACAGACGUAGUAGGAGAUAGUAGCAUAGAUAUUGAUGAUGAUUUUGAGGGUCUGACAGCUGACCAGUAUCUCGACAGCAUCUCUACCAGUUCUGAUACCGAUCUCCAUAUUGGCUGCAUACCAUCAAGUCGUCGACCAGUCAAAAAAAAAUGUAAUGGAAGACUUGUCAUGCAUUUUGAUGCAUAUAAUCAACCAUUUAUUCGAUGCAGCCUGCAUUCUCGCACUGCAUGCUCGCAUUUAUUCAUACGAAAUUUGCAGGAGAGUGAUACCUGCUACUUGCAGGCACUACUGGAUGACGACCACCACAUGAUUAUGAAGUGCGAGCAACUUGCAAAGUCACAGGGAUAUGGUCCCCUGAUGCUGUGUAGUUUUGUUACUGGUCCAUCAUCACAAAAACAACAAGGUGUUCUACGAAAAUGGGCACACAACUGCGCAGCAUCAUUUGACAUAUAUGUUCCCGAAGAUCUAUUUGCCUGCCCUCGAAUACUUGUCCUUUGCACCAACCCUCAUUCACAUCCCCCUCCUCUACCUGUCAAAACUCCGCCUCCCCUCAUUGAUGUAUUUCAUAAAUUAGUUUCCCUCAUGAAGUGGAAACUUGCAGAUGCAACACCACGACGAAUAUACCUGGAUACGGCCUUUGUUGAGGGUCUUCAUCGAGUGCUCGACUGGCAAUUUCCUGAUGGCCGCGAUGCAAUGCUUCAAGACCUCCAUCCAUCACUCGCUAAUCUUGACCAUGUGUGUUGCCUUAUUAACAUAACGAGGUCUAUGAAGUACCCAAGUGGAACAGGAUUUGAAGGUGCACGUCGUCUUGCAAACGAACAUGCAUCCCUGCCUCUGGAGCAGCGCUAUGUCCGCUGUGCAGAAACACACGUCAUUGAACGUGGUGUGGAGUUCAAACUGGUUGUGUGUAUGACAUCACAAAUGUCAUCACAUCUCAUACAAGCCAAGCGUUUGUCUAUUGACACCUCAUUCAAACGAGCACAAGGAUGGCAGGAGUUUGAGAUUGAAUCAUGGGAUAGUGAACAUUGUCGCUCUGUUGUCAGCGCUCGUGCCUUCACCACAUCACAAAGCGCGAAGGCACACUUAAUUCUCUUUCAGCAAAUUUUUGACAUUGCAUCUGCAGACACUGGCCAGUCUUUUUCAUUUCACCACAUUCAUGGCUUUGGGUGCGAAAUUGUUAUUGCUGACAGCCACAAAGGCCAAGGACUUGGCUUAGGAAUGUACUGUGUGCAGCUUUCACGUUCCAUCUCAACAUCAUGCACACAUGAACCUCACCGACGUGUGUCCGACUUGGGCCCAUAUGAUCAUCUUCGCCGUUUUUACCGGCUAUGUGUAGCUCACUUUAAGAGAAAUGUUCAUGCUCUUCGCACACAUGUUUUGGAUGAAGUUUACUCGGCAAUGCUUAGUUUAGCGACAUGUGAGGAACACCCAGACAUCCAGAGAACAUUCAAUACUAUUCGUCGUGGUGGGCCAAAGGCUGCAGCAUGGUUGAAAGACAAACUCGAAGGAACAAAAUUCGCACUUCCGGCACUGUACCAACCUAUGAGCUUGAUUCCUCUUGCAUUAUGGAAAGCAUCACCUUCUACGACCAAUGGGAAAGAGCAAGCUCACCACAAUGCGUACCGUGAAGGUGUACACUUGACUCUGUUAGCUGGAAUCAUGAAGGGCAUGAAGUUCGAUCAAGGAGCAACGAGUAGCAUGAAUGUCCAUGCUACAUUUGGAGUCUCAACACGAGACCAAGAGGCAACUCAAGUUUAUCGUGCAACAAGAUGUAUUGUGCGGCAAACUUUGGCACAAAAAAAACGCUACAAGUCCUCACAACCUACAGCCACACCACAACCUCUGCAACUUCUUACUGUUCGCAACGUCACGAUGCCAAUACAACCAGCCACCAGACACACUGCCACCACAUGCGCCAUCACAAUGCCACCAUAUGACACGGUUGACGAGGAUUCCGUCCUGACCACUUUCAAUGAGCCACCAUCAGUCUCGCUUCACCAACCACUGAUGUCAUCACAAAUCAGCACAUUCAACAGCCUGUCAUUUGCACUACAGCCAGGUGCACGAAUCAUAGACUACUCACUGACCAGUGUUCCGUCUCCGUCAUUAAUUAUCAUAGACAACUCAAAAUGGCGCAUCUCGACAUAUAGCUCCCUGGCAGGAGCACUUGAUGAACACUUUCAGCACACUGAAGGGCGCAGUUGA
Suillus discolor is the source of this 2991-nucleotide messenger RNA. RefSeq lists its product as uncharacterized. The transcript has 9 exons. Bases 1 to 2991 code for a protein of 996 amino acids. The record is from RefSeq and is a predicted model, not a curated record. Lineage: Eukaryota; Fungi; Basidiomycota; Agaricomycetes; Boletales; Suillaceae.